UGCAAAAGAUAUGUAGAGGAACCAGAUUACCGUGUCAAGAAGCGUUGCUUGAAUGGUCAUACUCCUUGGCCGGAAGAUAUUUAUUCAAACUGUCAACCGAGUGCAGUGACAUUACAACAACAAUUUCAUAUAGUUGAUCAUAUUGAAUUUUCGACAUCGAAUCUCAUUAAUGACUUCAUUAAUUUUCAGCGAUCUACUGGAUAUCAACGGUUUGGAUAUUUAUAUGAACGGUGUGAGUCUUAUCCUGAUGUUCUAUUAGGCAUAAAAGCAGUUGUGGAGGCGAUUUAUGAGCUAUCACAGGAAACCAAACGGAUGGAUCAAGUCUCAGUCUCCCAUGAAAUGAAGAAGAGUCAGUCGACGAGGGAGCUGCCGCUUGUGGAUUAUUCAAAGUGA
Molecule: messenger RNA, 393 nt
Organism: Ambispora gerdemannii
Lineage: Eukaryota; Fungi; Glomeromycota; Glomeromycetes; Archaeosporales; Ambisporaceae
Source: the annotation of a GenBank genome assembly